Tribolium castaneum (red flour beetle) is the source of this 1621-nucleotide messenger RNA. RefSeq lists its product as uncharacterized. Bases 69 to 1586 code for a protein of 505 amino acids. NCBI's taxonomy places the organism in Eukaryota, Metazoa, Arthropoda, Insecta, Coleoptera, Tenebrionidae. The record is from RefSeq and is a predicted model, not a curated record. The transcript is spliced from 7 exons.
CUUAACCCCAGAAGUGGAUCAAGCGAGCUGCGCUCCGCCCUGUCAAAUUUUUCGCAACAACCCACAAAAUGUCCCGUGUUCCUCGACUUAAAACGGAAACCUCCCAGCGUGUGGUCCCAGACCCCGCUUCAUCCCGACUCCCUCGCGGAGUUUCCCGUGUGACUGAAAAGUCCCAGCGCAAUCCCCGGUCGGGAGUCGGGCGUCAGCUCGGAGUUGUGAAACCUGAAGGGACUCCGCAACCAGGGCCCUCGAGAUUCCAACAAGGCGUCUUCAAGCAAACCUUGGCCAAGUCAGUGGCGGACCCUGGGAAGAAGGUGCGGACGGUGUCUGCCUCACACUCACAGAUUAAACCCCCCAAAGUGCAAACGAAGCGAGGGGAGGAAUGUGUGGUGCAGCAGAUGUCGCUGGAGACGACGGUGCAGAGGUGCCCCAGGGCGGAGUACAUCGGCAAGACCAUGCGAGGCGUCGACGUGGCCCCCUCGGGGGUGGCGCGCCAGCUGGAACUCACCUCGCAACAGAUCGACCCGACACGUGGAACGGAAUCGGCCGGUGUCAACGAAACUGUUUCGGUCACUAGCACGCUCUCGAUUACUUCGGGAGGGAAGCAGUUGAAGAAAACUUACAAGAAGCAGACCGCUAUUGCCUCGAAAUUGGCCAAAAAGCCGAAUUUGAACCCGCACCACAUCAAUCGGCUGGUUAAGGAGGAGACCGAAGACGUGGAAAACACCUUGAAGAUGGUGCCUCCGAGUCUAGUCUCCUCGUCCAUCGACAAGUUUCCUUUGAAGAAAAAGUUGCAAAAGUUGCGGCUUAACGCGGAGCCUGUGAGUCUUUUAACUCAGUCGGUCAUCCAUCCUGCGCCCACUGCUGACGAGGUCGAUGCCGAAGCGCCCCCGGAGCUGAUGGCCACGGUCAUGGAUGCCGUCGAAAAGGGGGCGACGCCGGACUCGGCCCCUAACCAGAUUUUCAACAGUCUCUUCCCCGAAGUGCACGAGGCGCGGAUUAGGGUCAGUUCGGUGGCUCCCGGGCCUUUGGAGGAUGUUGUCGUCCCCACGGAUCCCGCCGUGAGGGUGGUCGACGAGGCUCUGUCUUCCGAAAUGGAGGAGUUUAUUGCUUCCGAAAUCCAGAACAAGCAAGAGUUGCCCACGGAUGACCUCUGCUCUGAGAAUAAUAUUUCGGCGACGGAGCGCGCGGCUAAAGGGGAGAACAAAGCCCCCGAGAUGUUUCUGGAGGGCGAGCCGGCGCCGUGGGAGGACUUCACCGUUCGGAAAAUCUCCACGUUGGUGGGAGGCGAUCCGAUUGAUCUUUUAGACACGAGUGAUCUCUCCGCACUUGAAACUUCAGCUGAUAUCAGCAAGGAGUUGGCCAACGGCAUCGACUAUUUCCUCGAUGCCGAUGUCGUGCCGUACGACACUAAAAUUCAAAUUCGGGGCUCGAAAAUCCCCGCGUGGUUCCCCGGGUAUGUGUCAGCUUUUCCGCACUUACCUGAACUUGUUAAAGUGACCAAAAGUCCGAGUGAGGUACUUCACGCGGCUUGGAAAGCUGUCCAACCGAAAGUUUUCCCGGACGAACCUCUCUUAAUUGUCUAACAUGAAAAACGCAAUAAACGAGAUUUCUAGCAAAA